Messenger RNA from Orbilia oligospora ATCC 24927, 1272 nucleotides. RefSeq lists its product as uncharacterized. Gene Ontology annotation, biological process: intracellular iron ion homeostasis; iron ion transport; copper ion import. Gene Ontology annotation, molecular function: ferric-chelate reductase activity. The record is from RefSeq and is a predicted model, not a curated record. Gene Ontology annotation, cellular component: plasma membrane. The transcript is spliced from 3 exons. Bases 1 to 1272 code for a protein of 423 amino acids. Lineage: Eukaryota; Fungi; Ascomycota; Orbiliomycetes; Orbiliales; Orbiliaceae.
AUGAUAAUUGAUUAUCCAGCCCUAUACGCAUCGGUGUUUGCGCUCCUUUUCCUUCUCCGGGUUUUGUAUGUUCUUGCCCUGUCCCUGCUUGGACUUUGGUCAAGGGUCGUUGCUUUUACCCUUCGAAGCCUUGUCUAUCCUCGUCUCCCUAUUUGGGUCGCCGAAACCAGGCUGGAUUUGCUCGUGUUCCUACUCGUGGUCGUUGCCAAUGGCUUGUGCUGUGUUCUUGGGGUAAGUGGGGUGGAUGGUUUCCAUUCAAGAAUCGGCAAGGUUACCCUUGCGAACUUAACCUUGCUCUCCUUGGGUGGCCGUGUGACAGCUGUUAGCAACUUUCUCGGACUUGGAUGCAAACACACGAAACUGAUUCAUCGAUGGGUUGCGAUAAUCGUGGUCGUUGAAGGAGGCUUGCACGGGCUGCUUGCGUUUCUCGGUCACAGGACCAAAAUAUUUACGCAACUUCAGAUAAUAUACGCGUUAUUACCAUUUGCCAGCCUUAUAGCCUGCUUUAUUUUCCUCCCACUGAAAACCUCUCUUUAUGAAUUAUUUUUAGUAAUUCACAAUGCCCUCGCACUAACCUGUUUGGUCGCGAUAUGGCUUCACUUGUGGCGAUAUGUUCGAGAACGUGAUGUCUUUGUCAUUGUCAGCCUUGUUCUAACACUUGUAUUGCUAUGCUGUCAACCCCUCGGAGUCAUUUAUCGAAAUUUCCCGUUUCGGCAACGGUUUCAUCGGCUCUCCGUGUUUAAGCAAAAUGAUGCAUUGAUACUCAAACUCCACAUCCAAAGGCCUUGGGGGUUUAGAGCAGGGCAGUAUGUUUACCUCUGCGUCCCCGCUGCGAGCCCGUUUGCCUCCUUCGAGUUCCAUCCCUUUUUUAUUGCCUGGUGGGAGCGAACAGCCAACGGCGAAGCCAUCGCUCAUUUCCUAGUGCAGCCACGAUUCGGGUUUACAAGAGACCUCCUCAGAUGCCUGUCUUAUGAAACCACAGCGGAUGUUCGGUCGACGUCGUCAUGUACGGCUUUUAUUGAGGGUCCGUAUGGUAUAACCCAUCACCUUUCUGAUUACGGAACGAUAAUCUUACUAGCAUCGGGAAUUGGUAUAUGCGCGCAACUCCCGUACAUUCAGCAAGCGGUCGCAGACCACAAAGCGCGUAAAGUCAAAACGCAAAAAAUCGAACUGCACUGGAUAUUAGAAAAAGAGUCUCAACAGGACUGGGUCAAAUCUUGGAUGGACGAGAUUCUAGAAGCUGACGCGAAAUAUGUCCGUAUUGAGAUUUAA